Molecule: messenger RNA, 2742 nt
Organism: Synchytrium microbalum
Lineage: Eukaryota; Fungi; Chytridiomycota; Chytridiomycetes; Synchytriales; Synchytriaceae
Exons: 4
Coding region: 1-2742 (913 amino acids)
Biological process (GO): nuclear-transcribed mRNA catabolic process, nonsense-mediated decay; deadenylation-dependent decapping of nuclear-transcribed mRNA
Cellular component (GO): P-body; cytoplasm
Molecular function (GO): RNA binding; 5'-(N(7)-methylguanosine 5'-triphospho)-[mRNA] hydrolase activity; manganese ion binding
Source: RefSeq, a predicted model, not a curated record
AUGUCAUUUGAAAAGUUCAGUCUGGCGGAUGCCCUGGAAGACCUGUCAAGUCGUUUCAUCAUCAAUGUCACGGAAUCAGAGCUAUCAAAGACCGAAAGAAUAUGCUUUCAUAUCGAGCAAGCUCAUUGGUUUUACGAGGACUUCGUACGAGAACAAAAUCCAGCUCUUCCACAUCUUGAAUUGGAUCGAUUCAUGCAACACCUGUUUCAACAUUGUAAAUCUUUGGGUGUCCUUGGUGGGGAUCCUCAUGCUGCUUAUGCCAGUUUCAGGAGAUACAAGAGAACUGUCCCUGUUUGUGGAGUCAUUAUACUAAAUCAAAAGAUGGACAAGGUCCUACUUGUAAGACAAUGGACAUCCAAAACAUGGUCAUUCCCAAUGGGCAAAAUCAAUGAAGCAGAAGAACAAGUAGAUUGUGCUGUCCGAGAAGUAGAAGAAGAAACGGGAUUCAACUGCUCUAGAUUUGUUUACAAUGAUGCUUUUCUCGAAAAAUCCAUCAGUGGCAAAGAAAUACGGCUGUAUUUCGCUGCUGGAGUACCAGAAUCAACUGAAUUCAAGACACAAACACGUAAAGAGAUUAGUGGGAUACGGUGGUUCAAUGUUGCUGCCCUACAAGUCGAUAAACGUAAACUGCAUCAACAGCAGAUACAGCAACAGGCAAAUGUGUCGGCAGCAAGUAGUGGGAAAUCAAAAUUCUAUCUGGUGAAUUCAUUUGCAGAUGACAUCAUAAAAUGGUGUAAAGAAAACAGGAAACGAGUGGCUGCUAAGGAAAAGUUAAAUACUGCAAUCGCUGCUGCCGCAGUCGCACCUAGAAUAGAAGAAAGUACUACUAGCGUAACUGUGGUGGUUGAAAACACCAAUAUGAUAAUGCAGCAAAUGCCAUACCAUCCGCCACUACAUAUGAUGAACAUACCACCUCAACCACAAUUUAUAAUGCCACAACAACCACAACCAAUAAUGAUAGACCCGUCAAUAGCGCUGAAAGCUGCAAUUGGUGUCGGAACAGAGUAUAGAACAGCUACUCGUGAAAUGCCCCGUGUAGAGACUCUACAUAGUGCUCGAGAUUCGUUACUGACGCUAUUGGGAAAGUCGAGUCAGGAACCACCACCUAUACAGCCUGCUGUCAUCCCUACUAGUGUUCCAGAACCUCCCAAACAGGUCAAUGAGAAGCAACAAUGGUUGAUGGACUUGUUAUUGGGUGGCUCGCAAACACCAACAUCUGAACGUACUAGUAUCACACAACCAUCAACUACCUUGUUGCCGAGACCUAGUCAAACGUUGCCCUCAGCGCCAGCCCCAAUAGAAGCGCCAAGAUUGCCAGCCAAACCUGAUUCAGCAGCCUUGCUUGAUUUAUUAACAGGAAGAUCGUCAGCUACUAGCGCUAAUGCUGCAACAACACCGUCUAUACCAACAGCAUCAUCAUUACUGCUACCGAAAUCCGAUGGUGGUUUGUUGAGUAAAUUAACAGGUUCAAAGACUGCCGAUGUGUUGCCAAAGGCUUCAGAGAGUGUGAUCAAGCCUGAACCUGACAAUAGAUUAUUGACAACGCCGUCUAGUAGUAGUAUACCGCCGAACUCUGAUACCAAUCGUGAUGGUUUACUAGCCUUGUUGACUGGUAAAUCAGAUACUCCUCCCACAAUAACACCAGCAUCAUCAACUCUACUACCGUCAAAGCCUGGGUUAUUGCCAGUCAAACGAGACUCGACCAAGGACUUGUUGUCUUCCACCCCAGCUUCUGAGGAUGCUAAGCGACCUGAUCUAUUGGCUCUGUUUACUAAAUCGUCGUCGACGUUGCCGUCUGUAAGUAAUAAUACAUUACAGAAACCGCCUCCAUUAUUGCCUCCAUCUACACAGCCAAGUCCUUUGGCUGCCUUGCUUGGCAAGAAGGAGGACGAGGUUGUUGUUGAGGCUGAUGAAAUAGAACCAACGGCUUCCUUGGUGGAAGAACGCUUGACUGAUGAACCAGGUGCAAUACUCAGUGAUUCGCCGACGUCAAACAGCAUUAAUUUAGUAGAGGAAGACGACGUGAAUGCAGACAAUGGCGAUAAUAGUGAUAUAGAUUUGGACUCAGCACAUGAACAAGACGAUACACUUCCAUAUGGCUCCUCUACUCCACAUCCACCAGCAUUCAUACCUUUAUUCAGCAGACACGUUCCCAUCACAUCUUUAUCUAAACAGGCAUCGUUUAGUGGCUCAUCGUCUACAUCAUCGAACGCACCAGUGGCUGGUAGUGUCAACAUUAAUAGUAGCAAUAAAUCAAAAUCCAAAGGAACAGCGCCCGACACUAUAAAUAAUGCCAUGCCAGUCAUGACACGAUUCGGAAGCGCAUCUUCAGAUCGGACAAACAACUCUAACACAACCACAGAUCGUUUCCAAGUUGAGUUGACGUCACCAAACGGUGUCUUUAUGGGUACUGUGGGUGAGAUGCAAGUUGAGCAUCAUGGAGAUGAUAGUCAUCCACAAUUCGUGUUUAAAUUGGAUGCGAACAAAAUUAUGGGGUUGCCUGCUAAUAGUAGUAACAGUGUGGGUACUUCGACUACUGAUGCUGAUGACGAUGGAUUUAAUCGUGGUGGAAAUAAUGGAGGGUUUGAAGAUGAGAUAUCGCUUGAUGGUGUGAGUGAUGAUGAUGAGCAAGCUAUUGGUGAGGCUUUAGGCACAGAAGACGAAGACCAGGAGGUGGUAGAUUUUAACGAUUUUGAAGAACACAAGGGUACUGAUGACUCUCCUGUGGAGAACGAGAAAUAG